AUGCCAUUCGAGAUGCUUUUAUCAACUGCUGAACACAUACGAAUGAGAUUGCCCAUUGAAAAAAUUGAAGAAAAUAAAGAUAAUGCAUUAGAACCUAAUAAAUCAUGUUGGAAUCGUUUUACAACUUCAUUAAAAAGACCAUUUCGUCUUGAUCUAUCAUUAUCAAAACAAGAUCUUGAUCAUUAUACAGCUAUAUAUUCAUCUAAUAAUCCUAACUUUGAACAUUUAUUUGCAACAUUACGUGGUUCACAAGAUUUAUAUUUUACACCCAGUGAACGAAUUUUAUUGACAUAUGAAUUAUUAGCAAGAGCUCAUCCUGUUGAUCAUGACAAAGAUCUUCCACAAGAAGAGAACACUACCCGUGUUCCACCACGGAAUGGUCAAAAACGAUCCGGAAUUGGCCGAUUAAUAACUGAAAAAGCGUACGAAAGUUAUUUUCCUUUGCAUGAACCUUUACGAGAUGAUGUCAGACAUAUUGAUGAUGAUGGUUUAAAUGAUCGAGAAAAAUUAAGAAAGCACUGGGCAACAAUGCGUCGAUGUUUUAAAUUUCAACCAUUAUCUCUAAUUCGUUCAUAUAUGGGUGAAAAAAUCGCAUUUUAUUUUGUAUUAACUGGCUUUUAUAAUCAAAUGCUUAUUCUACCUGCAUUAGUCGGUCUAAUUAUAUUUAUAUAUGGUGCAGCAUCUGUCUUUACUGAUACACCAACAUCUGAUAUAUGUGGAAGUUAUGGACAAAGUACAUACAUGUGUCCACGAUGUGAUCUAAGUUGUCCAUUCUGGAAACUAAGUGAAAGUUGUGUUUAUUCAAAAAUUUCAUAUGUAUUUGACAAUAUAGCAACCGUUAUUUUCGCUAUAUUCAUGUCUUUAUGGGCAAGAUUGUUUGUUGAAUUUUGGAAACGUCGUGAAGCAGUAUUACGUUAUGAAUGGGAUUCAAUCGAUUUUGUUUCAAUUCUUGAACCUAUACGACCAGCAUAUGAGAGUAAAGCAGAACCAGAUGAUCAACGUAUGAAUCCUGUUACAGAAAUAAAUGAGCCAUAUAUACCUGCUAAAAAACGGAUACGAUGGUUUAUACUUUCAGUUCUUGUUGUUAUAGUUACUGUAGCAAUUGUAUGUGGAACCGUUUUUUGUACAGUUGUUUAUCGUAUUCAGAUGGAUUAUCUUUUGAAAAGUACAUCGGUGAAAACAUAUUCUUCAAUCAUAAUAACUGUAACAAGUGCUGUUAUGAAUCUUAUUUGUUCACUAAUAUUAUCAUUAUUAUAUCGUUGGGUUGCUCGCAAACUAACUCACUUAGAACUUCAUAAAUAUCAAUCUACAUAUAAUAAUUCAUUCAUAAUAAAAAUGUAUCUUUUUCAAUUUGCUAGCUUUUAUGCUUCAUUAUUUUAUAUUGCUUUUUUCAAAGGAAGAUCUACUGAAUAUCCAUCGAACUAUGGUGAACCGGGUACUGGAGACUUUACAGAGCAGUGUGAUCCUGCUGGUUGUUUAGUUGAACUUUCUAUUCAGUUAUUAAUUAUUAUGAGCGGUAUGCAAAUUAUAAAUAAUGUAUGGGAAUUUACAUCUCAAAUGGGUCCUACAUGUACACGUCUAUUCUAUAGAUGUACACUUUUUUGUUUUAAGUGGGGUAAAAAUGAUGAAGAAGUACAAUGGGAAAAAGAUCAUAAAUUAAAAAGCUUCAGUUCACUUGGAUUAAUUGAUGAAUAUCUUGAAUUAGUUAUUCAGUUUGGCUUUGUUACAUUAUUUGCUGUUGCUUUUCCAUUAGCACCAUUGUUUGCAUUGGCUAAUAAUAUAGUUGAGUUACGUUUGGAUGCAUGGAAGCUCCUAACGAGAUAUAAACGACCUGUUCCAUUUAAAGCAGCUGAUAUUGGUAUUUGGAGUGACAUUUUCUCUGGUGUAUCAUAUCUUGCCGUAUUAACUAAUGCAAUAGUAAUUGCUUGGACAUCGGAGUUUAUUCCGAAAAUGGCAUACCGUAUUUUACAGUCAACAGGAUCAAGUCUUAGUGGUUAUGUUGAUUGGACAUUAACAUCAAUUUCAAUUGCAGAUUAUAAUAGCACCGGUAGAAUGCCUCCUGAUGUACCAAGUGGUGUUACAUAUUGUCGUUAUCGUGAUUUUCGUAGUUCUGCAGCACCAUAUUCAGAAUCGUUGAUUUAUUGGAAUGUACUUGCUGCUCGUCUAGCAUUUAUUAUUGUUU
This is a messenger RNA of Adineta steineri, 2182 nucleotides long. The record is from the annotation of a GenBank genome assembly. NCBI's taxonomy places the organism in Eukaryota, Metazoa, Rotifera, Eurotatoria, Adinetida, Adinetidae.